This is a messenger RNA of Striga hermonthica, 185 nucleotides long. The record is from the annotation of a GenBank genome assembly. NCBI's taxonomy places the organism in Eukaryota, Viridiplantae, Streptophyta, Magnoliopsida, Lamiales, Orobanchaceae.
GUUUUUCGCCGCCAUUCAAAUGGCGAAUCCCGGUACAGUUGUUGAGUGGCAAUGGCAGGGUGGGGAAUUGGCGCAUCAUUCUCGAGACAAAGAAUUCAGAUUUGUCUUCUGGGCGUUCGGCCCCGCCAUUCAAACAUUCCUUCGUUGUCCGCCGAUUAUUAGCAUCGACGGCACUCACCUGCGAG